AGCUGAAUUAAAAACAUAGUCACAAAUACAUAUCUAAAUAUAUCCAUGCUUAGAAACAGUAUAUACAUUAUAUCAACGGUUUCCAAGUAAAAUAAAAUCUAUCGAGGGUGUUAAAAUGCCCACUUUACUUCAUUCAUCCACCAAUAUGUAUAGCCGCGAAUAAAUCGACUAAUAAUUGAAUUUCAUCAUUUCAUCACAUGCUUUAGUAACCCACUUCAUCUAUUCUUUAUUAUCCAAUCAACUUGUUGCUUGCUUAUCGUUUAAGGACACUCUCAGCGCCCACAGCACAAAACGGCGGGAAACACAUCAUAAAAACGAGUAUAUAUCAUAUCAUAUGAGCGUAGGAGAGUUCAAUGCCUGCGUCAGCAUGUCUUGAACAAUAGCGGACUGACGAAAAAAUAAAUUACGACAGGACACAUACAAUUGUGCAUACCCAUACGCCAUGCCCUCCCAUUGUGGAGCAAACAAAGAGACAUACGUCAGAAGGACUGUAAGGAAGCUGAUAAUCACAUUAUUGCCGUUUGAAGGCGUAAAUGCCGACACUCGCAUAUGGAGCAAGUAGUAAGACAAUCCAUUGCACUAUUGCGUAAAAAUGCCGUAAUCCUGAUCACAGUAGUCCUUUGGUAUUGUAGCGCUUCGGUUGUAUCGCUAUCUAGUGCGAAAUGUUUUGCGGUAAAGUCGACGCGAAGUUGAAGUUGCAGCAGUUGGCAGUAAAGUGCAAGGAAAGGUGUCUGGAUCCAAAAGCAUUCAGUUGUGUACAGAAAGUUUUGUGUGAAAAUGAAAGUGAAAAUGCGAGUAAACGAUGGAAAUUCUUAAAUUUUUGCUUGAUUUUUAUUCUCUCGGCUUAUGGAUACAAUUAUUUCUGCAAGGAAAUGUCUUCAAAGCGCUGUCUACUAGAGUUGCCAAGAGCACUUCGAUAUGCUUUUCGACCUUCUGAAGACUGCAGCUUUUGUGAUAAAAUAGAAAAUGCGAUACGUUUACGUGGCAUAACAAGUGAGGAAUUCGCAUCAAGAUAUGCCUAUGGAGGAGGGCCAGUCAUAGUGGAGGAUGCCACAAAAAAUUGGACAGCACCAACUAAAUUCAAUUACUGGUACUUCCGUGACAUUUAUUUCAAUGCAAAACGCAAACAAAAAAUACUCGACUGCCAGUUUCUACCCUACCAGACAGGCUUCAAGAAUCUUUACAAAGCCUUGGAUAUGCCUAAAGAGCGCGUGGAGUUACAGACUGGCUAUCAGCCGUGGUAUUUUGGCUGGAGUAAUUGUAAUCCUGAGACAGCUGAAGAAUUUCGUAAGCAUUAUGGGCGUCCCUACUUUCUUCCACCCACAUCCGAAAACAACGCGGUAGAUUGGUUCUUCAUCGGCACAGCUGGACUGGGUGCACACAUGCAUAUCGACAAUGUACGCCUACCAUCGUGGCAAGCACAGCUAUCGGGCAGUAAACGAUGGCUACUCGCACCACCACCGGAAUGCUACUUCAAAUGUAAACGCUUCGACACCAUCGUUCGAAAGGGGGACAUAAUUGUUUUAGAUACCAAUAAGUGGUACCACCAGACUUUCGUGCAACCGGGGGAAAUCAGUCUUACCAUUGGAGCUGAGUAUGACUAAGUAACAUUUUCGAUAAUCAUGAGUUUGAUUCUAUAUAAAAUUUAUUUGUAAUAUUAUAUAUUUAAGUUAAAGAAAAAUAACUCAAUACAAAUUAGUAUAAUUUUUUCUUAAAAGCACUUACUACAGUAAAAGACUUUACAAUGACGUACCAUACACUCUAGAGAAGUCAUAUCAAGCUCUUGUAAAUAGUAUCCGGCUUGAACUCGGCUACCAAAUGUGAAUAAAUGAAAAGUAAAACAUAAUAUCUCAUAUUCCUCAAAACAUAGUCUAAGUUUAAUUAUCUAAAAACUGGGUAAUUUCUUCAGGUACAUGAUUAUCUGGGCUUAGGAGCACAAUCAACUUGCGAUUUGACCCUUUUCAUUUCUUGAAAUCAAAAUUGGAACUCAUUCGGAUUUUAUUUAUUUAAAUUAAGUUAUACUUAGAGUACUUCUUGUAAAAAUUCAUACAAAAACCUGGGAACAGAAAUACUUUUUAUGCCCAUUACAAUAUUAAAUUACUAUAUCUAACUGUACUAUAAGACUUGCAUAAAUUAAAUACAUCUACAAGACUUAAGCAAUAUAUUAUUGAUAAUAUUUGCAUAAAAAACUAUUUUAAUAUGCGAUUAUUAUAUUAAUUUUUGAGAUAUUCGAUAUUUAUUUCACAUUUGCAAUCAUGAUUUACUCAUUCGAACUAGUUUUAGCCUCGUCAAUUACGGCAUUUUUUCCAGGCGCGCAUUGAACUUUAUUAAGUGCAAUUUUUCAUCAGUACGCAGACCCUAAUUCAAUUGAAGUAUCUGCGAACUAAAAAAAAAACUCGCUGAAGAUUUCAACAUAAAUGGUGUCGGCUGGUUGAAGGUGACUUGAAAUGCCGUUAAACAACUAGCCAUUGAUUUUGGAUCAAGAGUACUUUUUUUGUCUGCAAGGCGACAUUUUUGCACUGCCACAUAACCAGCCGACUAGCCAAGCCAGCUGGUGGCACUUUCAGACCAAUCUGGUGAGCUGAAAAUUGUAUACACAUACACAUAUGUUUGUACUCGUAUCUCAUUGCAGAUACGAAGAAAGCUAUCUUGCUAUAACAACCAGCCGAAAGAAAAGUAAUAUUACAACGAUCGCUUUCGGUAAUCUCUAAGUUACACUUUAUAUUGCGUAAGUACAUCCUCGCUGCUCGGUCUAGGCCUUGUUGGUAUAGACUGGUUAUUUCUAAAGAGUCACGUGGCAACACUUCGCAAAGUUAGAGAAAAUUUAAACGGCCAAAGUCGGCAAUAAAAAUUUGCCAGUAACUUGUUGAAUUAAAUUUUAGCAAAUGCCUCACGCGUUUUGUUGUCCCAGUCAACGGUGUAAUUACUUUAAUGUGGUCCAUAAGUGUGCGACGAGAAACCAAGUUUGUAGUUUUGUGUUUACAUGCAUGCAUAUACACACAUAUGUAUGUUUUAUAAUAUAUUUCGUUACUGUUAGCAUGUAAUAGUAAUUGGAUAAUGCGAUUACUUAUGCAACACGCUUUGAUGAGACAACGAUAAACAUAGCGAACACCUAUUAUGUAGGCUUGUAUAAAAGUAAACUUCAUAUUAUUAAUACUUAUGUAUAUGUGAACGAAAGAUAAUCGUUUGGAUCUAAAUCACUUUUUUCAUCUUAAAUUAUAGCUUAGGCACUCGGCAUUUUAAAUCCAAUUCAAAUUCAGUUAUGCCAAACUCCAUAAUUCCAUUUUGUACUAAAAUCAUUGCCAAAGCGACAAUCCUAGAUUUCAAUUUGAGACAAAGUUUUGUGGUUUCUGGAGCAGCCACACCCAAAUCCAUUCACAUCACACCCAAAACAACAACUUUAGAAUAUAUAUGUUAAAUUUUUGACAUCUGCGACAUUGGAUUAAACAAAGCGCUAUAAAUCACUCAUUAUUCCCGUCCUGUUAUAUGGUGCUGAGGCUUGGACGAUGACAACAACUGAUGAGUCGACGUUGCUAGUUUUCGAGAGAAAAGUUCUGCGGAAGAUUUAUGGUCCUUUGCGCGUUGGCCACGGCGAAUAUCACGUUCGAUGGAACAAUGAGCUGUAAGAGAUAUAAGUACCACGACAUUGACAUAAUUCAGCGAAUUAAAAAACUCGGCUAUGACUGCGUAAUCGGUUUCUACGCCAGUAAAAAGAAGAGGAACAUUGGAAGUAGGUAUCACUCAUCUAACCAGCCUCCGUCAGAUGAAUAAAACGACCUGCAGGUUACCGCACACAUCAUCGCUGUUGUGAAUCAUUUCAAAUUGAAAAAGAAGGACGAAUGUUACCUUUCACCAUUGCGUAUAUAGCCGAUAGUAAGAGCAAAGUGGAAAUGAAUUUCUGAUCAAUGGACUGGGAAGGUGGGCCUACUAAACGCUGUGCACCGUUACGAAGCAAUUCAGCCAGCCACUUCUUCGCUCUGCAAUGUGGCAUACCGACUGAAUUUAAAUCGGAGCUUCAUUUCAUACAUCUUUGACGCAGUUUCUAUUUCUUUAAUCAACAGAUUGCUUAGUUAUACUCCUCCUAUUAAAGAGUUGUGUGUGUAAUUGCUUAAAUGCGGAGUGAAUUUUGGCGAUUUGACUCUGUAGUCACGCACUCGUCUCGCACUUUCGUUUGCAGUCACUGAAUUUCAAACUAGGAAAACUAGUCUUCCACCACAUUUGCUUGGAAAAUUCAUUUUUAGACUUCCCUUUUGGCUCUAUUCGUUUAGACAAAAUGAGUGAUAUAAAUAAAAAUACAAUGAAACAAGUAAAAACAGCAAGUGCGUCAUGUGACUUCGUGUCGGUUGGCAACAAGCCGCCAUUGCAGCAAAACAACGACUUGACCACGAGAAAAGACAAAUGUAUUAAAACUGAACCGAAGAGGUGAAUACACUCUUAUUUGUGCCUCUAUUCGGUAGGGUUGCAUAAAAUGCGAUGGGUAUAGCAAUAUCUCGGAAAAAAGUUUUUUUAGAAAGUUUGCCAAUCUUCUUAAAGAUUUACUGAUACAUUAAUCACAUUAAAGAUUUUUGUCAAAUUUUGCAUACUGUACCAUGGACAUUGACAUUACCUGACGAAUCCCCCUUAGGAGUGUUUUGCUUAGUGAAAGGUUUGCGCAUUGGUAACUUCGAGUACCGCAGUUGAAGGAACGAUGAGUCGUACGAGAUAAGAGGCAGCGGCUGCUUUGGCUAGGUCACGUUGCCCGGAUGGAAAAUAACACCUUAACCUUUUUCAACUCAGCUAAGGCCGCGUAAACGGUGCCAACACCAGUAAAAAAGAACGCUAAGAAAUGAACAGAGGUAAACACGGGACGAUGGGAACGCACCGCUCAUAUCCAAGGACCCACGGGACUAAAUUUAAUCCAUGGCAUUGAUCUCACAAUCCUUUUUACAUAAAAUCCGUCAAUAUGUUAGAUAAAUAAUUGAAAUUGAAAGAGAAUCCUUUCCUGAUAGUAAUUUGGCUGUGUAUUAUAGCCAGGAAGCGCGGCUAUAACCGAACAUUUUAUGCUCCUGCAACUUGCAAGAAUCAUCGCCGGCUAAAUACCUUCGAAAGGAUUCAACUUCAUUUCUUGACGGAAUCAAAGCGAAAAUUAUACUAAAUCGUCCUCAAUCGAUUUAUAAUUAAAUGCUCCGUGGGUUUCAUUAAAGUACCUCACAAAUCAGAACCAAUCUAUGUAGAGUAAAGCCAGCCAGGUGUUCGAAAAAAGUUAAAGUUUUCACCAGAUUUUACGCCCAAAGAUACUAUGAUAUGCGCUCUUGGAUGCCAAACAUACAAUUUUCAUCCCGAUCAUUUAUACAUUUACUACAUAUAUAACUCCAUAUAUAUCCUGAUUAGGUGAACAGGAGUAUAAAAAAUGUUAUUAUACUUUUUUUUCUAAGAAUAUCUCUUCAAUUAUUGAGGGAUAAUGUUAAUACAUUAUAGCAGGCAUUGAGGAUUUUUACAAGUUUUUGAAUAUUUACCAGUAUUUUUAUAACCAACUUAUAGAUGUUGUGUACCUUAAAUGUAAGUUGUUGUAUUUUGACGUAACUUCCUUUUAUUUUGUUUCUAAUUUGACCGAAAUAUUAAUAAUUUACAUUUUUUCCAAUUGCAUUUAACUUUAUUUUAAAAACUAAUAUUUAGCUAUAUUUUGGUUAUGAUCGGAUUAAAUCCAGAUUCAGUUGUAGAAAUUGGUUCUAACUCCCUACCAACUAAGCAAAAACCAUUUAAAUACCUUCACUUUCCACUUGAUUUCACUGAUGAAAACGCUCAUUUAGUUGGCGAGAAACAAUAAGUGUGGACGUUUAUAACUCCGCAAAACUAAGAAAAAUAAUAAUAAUUGAUUUCAACUAUAGGUACAUAUACCCGCAUUUACUUAAUUAUGUAUGAACUCAUCGCUACUCUAUUGCAUGUAGAAAUGUACCUGUAUGUAUCCGAAUCCUUUCAAAUGUGUAUGAACGCUCCAAGCAGUGGUUACGUCGCUUCCGAAAAAGUGAAAUGUCUAAUGCAAAAGUAGAUCAAAUCUAUGAUUUCAAAAAACAAAAUAAAAAUAAAAAUUGGUGAAAGUGCAAAUCACUUAACCACUUAGGGCACCAAUUGAAACGAAAUUGUUUUAAAAUUUUGAAGUACAGUGGACACUAUUAUGCAAUAUCUUUAUUUUGAAUGUUUUCAAAAGCACCCACACAACUUAAAAGAUGGACUUCUCAUUACAAAAACACAGUCAAUAGUUUUAAUAGAAAGUUCAUUACUUGAUACUCAGCGAUAGACAGCUACUAUGAGUGCGUAAGUAAUUUAACUUUACAAAAUGACGACUUGAAAAUCCGUGAAAGUAAUUAAAAUCCUUACAACUUCCAUUGGAUAAAUAGUUGAGAAAGCACCGACUUCUGAUCCGAAGACAAACAAAUGUUAACUCUGUACACCAAACUUUUUCUCACUCUAAAUAAUAAUGGUCAUAAAAGAGUUGGUUAAAAUGCAGAUAUUUCCGAAAUAGUUCCACUGAACACACGCUCUCUAACUUAGCCGAGUAGUCACCUUUUGCACAUUAUACAUUUGUGCCACGACUCUGUGGUUACCGAAAAGCCGUUAGAGCGAACUGCCAGCUGCAGCUAUAAUUUGGUCACAUGAUUCGCCGUUUCUUUGGUGUUUGGUUGGUGGGCGAAUGCCACAGCUGUUACAGGCGAUGAUGCAAUAGUGCAUCCGUCGUCUUUCAUACAUAACCAAAUACAACUGAAUCUGCCGGCGGUUACAAGCUGUGAGGCGAGCUGCCGUGGUACGAAAUUCACCAGCGAAUCUACGGUUUACAAUGCAAUCUGCGAUGGCUUGUGGCAGUAUGAGAACGUCGCAUCGACAUGCCUUUUAAAACUGAUCUCAUCGUUUGCGGGCUGUGGCGCAGCAGCGGCAGCAAUAAUGCCGCUACAUUCGAAGAUGUUUUUGGUCAUGUGAUGGUUUUACUUGAGCAUGUACAUAUGUCAACUGGUAGGACGGUAUUUAUUUCAAAUUACUCACUCAAUUUUGUUCGUCUGCUUGCGGCGCCUCUCAUAUCAGCUCACAUUGCAAUAGCAAGCACUUAGUGCACUUGCCGCACAGCUGACACCUGAACAUGUCGACAGUUCUUAUGAGUUUCUUUGGGUUUUGGACGACACCAACAAACUGCCGCUCCAUUUGUUUUAAUAGCGUGCAAAAUCAAGCAGAAAAUUAGUUUGUUACAAGUUUUAUUGCUGUUCGAAUAUUCAUUACACAUUACUGUACAUACAUAUAUGGUACAUUACAUGCAAAUGAGUUCACUUACUUUCGUUGGCGGUAAAACAUACAUACAUACGUAGGUACAAUUGUCUUGAUAUUUUAUUUGUUUACGAAAUGUGUGUUAAAGUAAUUACAAAGAUCCUUGAAAAGAUAGUAAAUAUGUAACAAUUUGGUAUAUGUCUACACUUGUGAUUAAUUAGAGUUUAGUUUAUUCGUUUGUGUCAUUCCUAGUCAAUUCCAAGAAAAGUAUAUUCUUACUUUAUUUCACUAUAAAUUUCAAAUUGUUGAAAAUAAGCAAAAGGCCAAGAAUGGAACAGUCAAAAUGAGACCAAUUAAUUAUUGCUUGUACAUUCCCAUUGAGCAGAAAAAAAUACAAUAAGCAGUUUUCAAGUAAGUAACGGGGUAGUUGUGUCGUUUUCAAUGACAAAGUUCGAAGUUGGUAUUUUUGUUACUUGAUUUAUGCUCAAUUUGAUUUGCCAUUUCUUAAUAAACAGACUUACUCCGAAACAACAUUUGCAAACCGGGCAAAUUUAUUACCAAAGUAAUGAUUCGGUAGGCGCUCUGCUGUUUUGGUGGAAUGGGUAACAAAACUAUGCCAUUUGGAGUGAAUAAAAUCUGCAAGCCAUUGUAGAAAUCGUUAAAUCCCCAAAAAGUCAUUAAUUAGUUUAGCUCAUGGGCAGAUCCAUGUUUCUUCAAAAAUUUAACCGCACAUGUGGUAUUAUUACAGUCAAUAGGACGUUUGGUUGACAUACCAGGCAACUAGUGAAACAAUCAAUUUAUGGAAGGAAAAUUUUUGGUAAGCGCAUAAUUUCGCAUUGUGGGACCGUGGCGUGGCCUCUAAGAUCUUGUGAUUAAACACCUCUGGACUGUUUUUAUGGUUACGUGAAAUCAUUUGGCUACGCACAUAAUUCCAAUUCGAUUGAUAUCUUGGAAGAGAAUAUUCGGCGCGGUAUAGCUGACAUAGGGCCCCAAUUGCUGAAGAAAGUGAUCGGGCCUCUCUGCUGGCAUUAAUUCGAGCCAGCCGCGCCGGUCACUUCACCAUAUUUCAAACAUAAUGACAAACCCUUAUCUUUAUAAUAAACCUAAAUUCUUGACCAUAACAUUGAAUUAUAUGCGUUUUAUUUCUUCUUGAAAAACCCAUGUCUAGACAAACAAUAUUUAUAUUGUCCCAGUGAACUCAACCCCACAUGAUUGUUAUAAUUUUUGGAAAACGAUUAUUAUAGAUAAAGUCAGAUUUCUUUCAACAAAAAUUAUAUUCAUAAAAUCCAUGCCGGUGAUUUGGAGUUCGCAUAUUUAAAUAAUUGGAUCUUUGAUCGGUGGCGAUUGGCACAGUUAUGUACAAGUAGUUGUAAACUGCAAUUGGAAGCCGAGGCACGAGUCGACCAGCGUCUUACGACUUUUGUGUUUUAGUUUGUGAGCACGCGCCCACUUAUAAUAAAUUAUGUAUCGCACUUAUAAUUAUUGUGACAAUCAGCGCAUUACAUUUUCUAUGAAAAUAUAUUCAACAAGGAAGUAAAUCUUUAACACUUUUGUGGCUUUAAGAUCCUUGACUACUUACGGCUACAUAAGUAUGAAGGAAAUUAGAAAUUAAUAAAAACAAGAAUUGAGGUGCUUAGUUUGAAGUAACAUGAUAAUGUCUUUAUUUUUACAUGACCACUUAUCGGCUGAUUUUUUACCACACUUUUUCUUUAUUUAACAAAAUUAUGUGGAUAUUUUAUUCUCGACCAGAUUUUCUAAUUAUUUGAAUACUGAAAUUAAUUUCGCUGUUUAUAUUUAUAUCAACCUUUAGGUGAACACAGCACAACCAGGUAUAUGCAGUAAUGAUUUGUAAAAGUAUUAGUAUUAGUUA
This is a messenger RNA of Bactrocera dorsalis (oriental fruit fly), 9103 nucleotides long. RefSeq lists its product as uncharacterized. Bases 663 to 1604 code for a protein of 313 amino acids. The transcript has 5 exons. Lineage: Eukaryota; Metazoa; Arthropoda; Insecta; Diptera; Tephritidae. The record is from RefSeq and is a predicted model, not a curated record.